AUUCCAAAAGAGGGCGACGGUGUCAUCAAUUCGCUUCGAAUGCGCUGUUCGCCACGUUGGAAGACUCGACUUGACACUAGGUCAUUACCUGACAACUACAGACUUGGAAGAGAAAUAUAUACAUGUUUUAACUCUGUUUUAUAUAAAAUCUCAAUUUACAACUGCCCGAAAAUACUAUCAAGAUGAAGGUCAAGGAACUACUGAAGACUGUGAAUGUAGCAUGGUCUCCGCCAGCUCAACAUCCCAUUAUGCUAGCUGCUGGGACUGCGGCACAGCAACUGGAUGCGAGUUUCAGUACGUCCGCUAGUUUAGACCUAUACUCGCUGAAUUUACAACAACCAGGAUAUGAAAUGGAACUCCGGGUCAGUGUCCCUAGUGAUCAUAGGUUUCACAAAAUUAUUUGGGGAUCAUAUGGUAAUAAUCCAACAGGUAUAAUUGUUGGAGGUUGCGAGGAUGGCACUAUAAAAAUCUAUUCCGCUGCCAAGUUAUUAAGCAGAGAAAGUAAUUGCUUGAUAAGUAGCCCUCAUCGACAUACCGGUCCUGUUAGGGCAAUGGAUUUUAAUCCUUUUCGAGAAGAAAACCAAUUAGCUACAGGUGCAACAGAAAAUGAGAUCUAUAUUUGGGAUAUUAAUACAAGUACACCGACAACUCUUUCUAAAAGUCAACAAUCAGAGGAUGUUCAACAUAUUGCUUGGAACAAGCAAGUACACUUGAAAGACAUUCUCGCCUCUACAUUUUCACAAUAUUGCAUUAUAUGGAAUGUGAAAGAAAAAAAACCGAUAUUUAAAUUGACAGAUGCAAACUCGAGGGUACGUUGGAAAGCUGCCCAGUGGCAUCCAGACAUUGGAACACAAUUGUGUUUAGCAUCAGAGGACGACCAAAUGCCUGUUAUUGAAUUAUGGGAUGUGAGAGUUCCAACAUCGCCUUUAAAAACAUUGCAAGGACAUCAGCGUGGUAUCCUUUCAAUUGCAUGGAAUCCGCAUGAUUCUGACCUACUUUUGAGCUGUGCUAAGGAUAAUAAAAUUUUGUGCUGGAAUCCCAAUUCAAACGCACCGAAUGGUGAGAUAAUAUGCGAGUUAGCUCAAACAGCACAAUGGAACUUUGAUGUGUCUUGGUGUCCAAGGUAUCCAGGAUUAAUUGUUGGCAGCAGCUUCGAUGGUCAUGCUGUUGUCUACUCUUUACUGGGCAAACAACAGCAAGAAACAUCCAAGAUGAUGGAUUCAUUCCCAGGAAUGGAUCCCUUUGCCCAAUCUACAAUACAAACAGGAUCGACAGCAGUAUUAACGAAAGCUCCCAAAUGGUUGAAGAGACCAUUUGGAGCAUCGUUUGGAUUUGGUGGUAAAUUGGUAAUUUUUAAAAAUCAAUCUGCCGAUCCAAAUUUAAUAAACAGAAAAGUUAUUAUAUCACAAGUAAUCACACAACCAAAUCUUAUUCAACGUUCAAACAAAUUAAAAGCAACAUUGGAGACUGAACAAUAUAGUGAAUUCUGUAAGGAAAAGAUGGAGAAAUCUCCAGAUGAACAUACUAAGAAAAUUUGGUGCUGUGUACGUGCUUACUUUGAUAAUAAUGUGACAAAGAGCAUAUUGGAAUUAUUGGGCUACAAUAUUGAUACAAUGAAUAAUAAAUUGAAUCAGUUUGUAUCUCAGGAUGACAUCAGCAAUAUUAUAGAAGGUGUUUCUAAUUUUAACAAUGUACUUAAUGGAAAUGUUAUGGUUGGCAAUACCACAUUUGGUGGCAUUGUGCAAGAACAAGACAAGAAGCUGGUGUCGUCAAAUAAAUCUGCAGAUAAUACUUACACUAUAAAUACUUCUGAUGAUGAGGAUGGUCUUAUCACCCAAGCUAUUCUCUUGGGAAACAUUGAGGCUGCGGUAUCGUUAUGCUUUACUAGCAAAAGAUACGCCGAUGCCAUAAUUCUUUCGAUGGCCGCUGGUCCUGAGCUGUUGGCGCGUACUCAGUACAGGUACUUUUCGGAACAUUCCAAUGCAUUAAAUUCUCUCAUCAAUUCAUUAGUUAGCGAGAAUUGGGCGGAGGUUGUCAAAAAUAGUGACAUAAAAUGCUGGAAGGAGGCACUCGUCGGUAUAUUUACAAAUUCCAGUACGCAGGAACGAUCUGCUCUAUGUGAUAUGCUUGGCGAUCGUUUGGCAUCGUGUGAAAACCCCGCUCUUAAAAAGCAAGCUCAAAUCUGUUACAUUUGCUCCGGCAACUUGAAUAAAUUGGUUGAAGUGUCCAACGCCGAUAUUCAAGAGGUGGUAGAGUUAGUCGUAAUAAUGCAGAAAGCUUUGGAGCUUCAGGGCAUCAGGGAAAUUCAUAUGCAAGACAGAAUCGCCUCUGUGCUGUCACAGUAUGCCGAGAUGUUGGCAGCGGAAGGUGAUUUAGAAGCUGCCCUGAAUUAUCUCGGAAAUGGUCAAGAACAGAGAGUUGCAAUGUUGAGAGAUCGUUUGUGCAAGGCUCUGAGUUACGUACAGGAACAGACAAGCGUCCCAAAACCUGCGGGUCUUCAAAACUAUCAUCAGUAUGAGCAGACUGUACCGGGAAGAUCGUCGCAAAACACAUACAAUCCACUGCAACAAUUACAACCAUUACAGCAGACAGCGCAAAAUUUGCAAAACACGUACAAUUCGUCACAACAACCGCUGUUACAGCAGACAGCAACACCUGUGCAAUACUGGAACACGACUCCACUGAAACAGACUUAUGGAGUUUCUACGAAUCAAACACUUCAGAAUCCUCAGGUGUAUGGAAUGCCACCACCUCCUCAAUCUCAACCGCAAUCUACGAUUUAUGAUCAAUAUUCCGCACCGCAAUCGUAUAAUCAAAUUCCAGCUGCUCAGCCGCUUCCUCCUCCACCUCCGUCAGGUUCCAGUUUGAGUGGUGGUUCGAGGCCGUCCAGUGUCGGACCGCAAUCGAGAUCAAAAUAUCUAAUUGACCCAUCCGUCAAAUCCACUCCUGUGUACAGUCAGAGUGGUUAUCCAUCAUCCAAUCAAUUGUACAAUUCUCAACAAAUCGCCCCCGUUCCUGGCUACUCUUUACAAAAUGCAUAUCAACCUCAAGUUCCCAUGUUGAGUAAUACCUAUACCAGCCAGCCAGCAAGUUUUAUGAAUAAUCCUAAAGAACUCGAACCAUACAAGCCGCUUCAACCGAACAUAAUUCAGCCCCCAUUGCAACAAAACACGCCUCAAACUCAAAUGUAUGAGCAUUCUAUGGGUGCUCAGGCUCCUUCGCAAAUGCAGACACAUGGGAACGGGAACGUACAUCAAUUGUCGUCACAAGCAUCCGGCUGGAAUGAUCCACCGAUCGCAAAAAGUUUUAAAGCGCAGCCAGUACUGGCACUAUGCAACGCAAACGAAAUGUCCGCGGAACAUGCGGGUACCAAAAAAUGGAAGGCAAAGCAUUCGAAAGGUGUAGGCGUUAAGUCAAAAACCGAGUACCAACCGCAAAAUCCAAUUUUGCAUCCAUUGCGAAGCAAUCAACCAGAAUCGAAUCCAUCAUCACAAGAUAAUUUCUAUCAAGAGUCUCAUUCAUCUUUCAAUGUGCAAUAUGGUCAAGGCACAUUGAAUACUGCGCCAGUUAACAAACCAAUUGAACCAUUAUUACAAUCUGCGAUGCCUGCUGUUCCCGCAAAAGUGGCCGAACCAGAAAAACCUAAAGCACCUAUUCCCGAGCAACAUGUGCAUCUAAAAACGAUAUUAGAUGAAUUAAAAAAUCAGUGUUAUGAAAAUGCCAAGAAUCCACAAAUCAAAAGAAAGAUAGAAGAUGUAUCAAGGAAACUGGAAGUGUUAUAUGAUUGUCUUAGAGAGAAUAAAUUAUCCCAGAAUACUUUACAAGGGUUACAUCAGAUAUCACAAAUGAUACAAAAUGGCAAUUAUACAGGAGGAUUAGAUUUACAUACGCAAUUAGUAUCAGGACCAGAUUUUAGUCAAAUAGCUUCCUUUAUGCCUGGGAUUAAAGUAUUACUUCUAAGUGCCCUUCAAUUAAGCGUUUACAUUAGAUAGAAUCAUACGUUUAAUUGCCCACAUUACAUAUUGUAUACUCAUGAAUUUUUAUAAUUCUAAAUAUCCUUAACGACAAUUAUUUGCAUUAACUUUAUAUAACAAUCGGUAUAUCAAUAAUGUAGCAUAUAGCGAUAUUCAGGCUUGAAUUAUCAUCGUUUAUUUACGUUUCUAUAUACUCUGCUUUAAAAAUUGUAUAUUUUAUUAGAAUUCAGA
Molecule: messenger RNA, 4205 nt
Organism: Camponotus floridanus (Florida carpenter ant)
Lineage: Eukaryota; Metazoa; Arthropoda; Insecta; Hymenoptera; Formicidae
Gene: Sec31
Product: protein transport protein Sec31A
Exons: 15
Coding region: 183-3992 (1269 amino acids)
Biological process (GO): COPII-coated vesicle cargo loading; endoplasmic reticulum organization; intracellular protein transport
Cellular component (GO): COPII vesicle coat; endoplasmic reticulum exit site
Molecular function (GO): structural molecule activity; protein binding
Source: RefSeq, a predicted model, not a curated record